ACCCUGCAAAUUCAUUCAGCACGGGUUGUAUCUUCAAGCUAGCUGCAGGCUCACACGCUAGCCAGCAGCAUGUGUAACGAAUUAAUACGUCGGUCUUUAACUUAAGUUCCACAGCAGUAACAAUAUACGUCAGUAGCAGUAUCACUUCGUGAAUAUAAGUGAGCGAAAGGACACUUUUUUGGCGGGUGCGGUGGUAACGAACGUCUCGUGUUAUGGGAGAGAAACGGAGGUCAGAUGAGCGGUGGGCAGAGAGUGACGAGCCUGCUGCUGCUGUUAUGACAGCUCUCCUGUGAUACUGUAGUACUGAUCGACUUACAUUACAGUCAUGCCUGGGAAACUAAAGGCAAAGAUUGUGGCGGGGCGUCACUUACCUGUCAUGGACCGAGCCAGUGACCUCACUGAUGCUUUUGUGGAGGUUAAGUUUGGAAACACAACAUUUAAAACAGAUGUAUGUCCCAAGUCCCUCAAUCCACAGUGGAACUCUGAGUGGUUCAAAUUUGAGGUUGAUGAUGAGGACCUGCAGGAUGAACCAUUGCAGAUCACUGUUUUGGACCACGACACCUAUAGUGCUAAUGAUGCCAUAGGCAAAGUUUACAUUGACAUUGACCCACUACUGUGCAGUGAGGCUGCUUCUGUCAUCUCUGGCUGGUUUCCCAUCUAUGAUACCAUCCAUGGUAUUCGAGGGGAAAUCAAUGUCCUCGUCAAAGUGGAGCUCUUCAAUGAUUUGAACCGCUUCAGACAAUCCUCCUGUGGUGUUAAGUUCUUCUGCACCACAUCUAUUCCACGCUGCUACCGUGUUGCGAUGGUGCAUGGGUUUGUGGAGGAACUCGUGGUGAAUGAAGAUCCGGAAUACCAGUGGAUCGACCGUAUCAGAACUCCCCGGGCCUCCAACGAGGCUCGUCAGAGGCUCAUCUCCCUUAUGUCUGGAGAACUGCAAAGGAAAAUUGGGCUUAAGGUACUGGAGAUGGGUGGGAAUGCAGUGGUGGGCUACUUGCAGUGUUUUGAUCUGGAAGGAGAGUCGGGUCUUGUGGUCCGGGCCAUAGGUACUGCCUGUACACUGGAUAAACUCAGCUCUGGAAGUGCCCCCAACACCACCACACAUGUGCAUCCUAACACAGCCCCUGCUUCUAAUGCCUGCAAUUCCCCCUCGAAGGAUGGAAAGGAGCCGGUUUUUGGUGAGGAUGUACUCUCGUUCUCUGGCCCACCCACCCCUUUCAGAGCCCUCCCCACCUCCUCCUCCUCUCCUCCCCCCUUCUCUCCCUCCAAGCCAUGCAGCCGCCAGUCCUCAUCAUCAGACACAGACCUCAGUUUGACGCCCAAGACGGGUAUGGGCAGUGGAGGCAGCGCCGGCAAAGAGGCGGGACCUCUGAAGACCCUGCUGCGACAACAGACACAGACAGCUCUUGAACAGAGGGAGUUUCCAUUCUUCACUUUAACAUCUUUCCCACUGGGUUUUCUGGUCCAUGUCGGUGGAGUAGUCAGUGCCCGCUCCGUCAAACUACUGGACAGAAUACACAACCCUGACGAGCCAGAGACUCGUGAUGCCUGGUGGGAGGAAAUCCGUCAGGAGAUCAAGUCUCAUGCCAAAGCUCUUGGCUGCCAUGCUGUUGUGGGCUACAGUGAGAGCACCAGUAUCUGUGAGGAGGUGUGUAUCUUGUCAGCGUCGGGCACAGCAUCCAUCUUGAAUCCCAGAUACAUGCGUGAAGGUUGCCUAGACAUCGGAAACACUGAUCACAGGUUUGAGGAGCCGUCACCUCCAAGCUGUGGUUUCUGUCACAUCCCGUAUGAUGAGCUGAACAUGCCAUUUCCCGCUCAGCUCACAUACUGUCACCACUGCAGACGACAAAAGGUUCCUGAUGUGCUCUUCACAACAAUUGACAUGCCAUCUGAAGCAGCCGUCUCAGGGAAAGGCUGCCUUAUUCAGGCCAGGCUGUGUCGUCUGAAGAAGAAAGCCCAGGGAGAAGUGAAUGCUACGGUCAUCUCCAACCUGCUGCCUUUCAUGGAAUACGAGCUUCACACUCAGCUGAUGAACAAACUGAAGCUGAGGAACAUGAACGCUCUGUUUGGCCUACAGAUACAGAUCAGUGUUGGGGAGAACAUGCUCCUGGGUCUGGCUUCUGCCACAGGAGUGUACCUGACAGCAUUGCCGGCACCAGGGGGAAUUCAGAUUGCAGGGAAGACUCCUAUUGACCUGAGCAAUGAGCACCACAUCCUCACCAUUCAGAAAAGGAUCAAUGACACUAUAGCCAAGAACAGAGAGCUUUAUCAAAUCAAUCCUCCGAAAUUAUUUGCCCUGGACCCCGAGGUGUUCGGCGGCAUAAACAUGGAACUGACUGAGGAAGUGGUGGGUUCUCCAAUCCCUGAGCCGAGACAGCGGUCCAGACUUUUCCGCUCGCACUCGGAGAGCUCAGAUGAACUGUCAGAGCUGGACCUGUCCCACGGCAAGAAGGAUGCCUUUGUCCUGGAGAUUGAUGACACUGAUGCUGUGGAGGACAUCCACUCUCUCCUCACUGAUGCCCCUCCCCCAUCUGGUUUCUACAGCUGCAACACUGAGAUUAUGCCUGGGAUUUACAACUGGACUUCAGCAGUGCAGAUGUUUACGUCAGUGAGAGUCUUUAGGUUGAGUAAUGUCAAUCUUACGAACCAAGGCUUGAACAAGAUCUUUACUGAUUUGUGUGAAAAUCUGCUCAAGAGUUUUUACUUCAAGUUGCGCUCCAUGAUCCCUUGCUGUCUGUGUCAUCUCAACUUCACUGUAGCAGUGCCAGAGGACGAACUCAUACAGGUUGCAGUGACAGCAGUUGCCAUGACCUUUGACAAGGACCAGACACAGGAGAGGACAGCAGACAAGCCUGUCACCAAAGGGUGCAGUGAGACUGAAGAGCAGCUGCAGUUUCCCUUGGAGUUGUUUGCAGACUCAUCAUCCACCAACACUCAGACAUCAUCCAAAAUCUCAGGUGUCCCAGAGAGUACCGGUGUCUCACCCAGAGCUGCCUCCGUUGAUUACGGUUCCUUUGCAGACAGAUGCAGCACCUGGCUAGAGCUGCUUAGGCUGAAAGCUCACACCAUAAGACGAGGAUCAGUUAAGACAAGUAGGAGGACACAGUCUCUAGCACACUCUGCCUCCUCUUUGGAUCGCUGCAGUCCGUUGCCUGAGGGACGUUCCAGAUCGCUGCGUUCCAACCGCUCCUUUGGGGGCGGUUCCGUCACCGUGGUGAAGAUGACGCCGCUCUCUUUCCUCCCUGGGACACGCAUCAUUAAAUAUCUGGGGAUUAUCAAUAUGUUUUUCAUCAGAGAGACAACAUCCUUGCGGGAGGAAGGUGGUGUUAGUGGCUUCCUGCAUUCGUUCAUAGCAGAGGUGUUUGCGAUGGUGCGAGCUCAUGUAGCAGCCCUAGGCGGUAAUGCAGUAGUGUCCUACAGCAUGAAGGAGUGUAUGUUAAUGGAAAAUCCACAUAAGAACCAGGCUCAGUGUCUCAUCAAUGUGAGUGGGGAUGCAGUCAUCUGUGUCUUGGAGACGGACCAGGAGCCCAUGUCCUCAACAACAAGCAUUGGACAGACCUGCACUAGUGGAGCCACAUGACACUCAGUCUGAAUGAAUCCACUUAACGAGCCGUCCAAAUGAGUCUUUAAUGCCUGCCUUACAAUUCUGUGGACACAGAUGACAAAGAACAUUUACUCACACAUACCCUCAAAAACAUCUGUAUUAAUAUAAGAUAGUUCCUCUUUGUAUUCUUCUAUUUAACGAGAGCAUUUCUGCAUGGAAAACCAAUGUUAGAGUAUUUAGCAUCAUCAAUCUCAGCUAUCAGCCAUAUAUUUCUGCCUGUGUAUUGCAGCCGUCCAGAGUGGGCUCACCCACAGCUAAAACGUCAGCCAUUCCUUUGUGUUGCACCAAUGACGUGCUAUGGCAGCUAUGACUCAUACUGUCCAGCCACGGAUCACAUGAGGCAGGAAAUGGACAGGCCAAAAGGGACACGGGUGUGACUAGAAAAAAAAAAGCAUCCAGUCUUUCCCACAGUGUUAGACCUGAUCAGACCUGGUAAUAACAUUCAUCCUGAGUGUCUGAACACUCCUUCCUCUGAGCCAACACAGAGACGGAGAUUGUCUCCUCAGCUGAUUUCCACCAGUUUGCUGCAGUUUCACAGUAUUUUUACACUUAUCGGUGAUCAUACACCACUGCCACAAUAUUAACACUGAUUCGCACAUGAUUUCUUAUUCUAAUUGUUAAAAUGGUAAAAAAAAAUAAAAUAGUUAUUUGAAUAACUGCA
Solea senegalensis (Senegalese sole) is the source of this 4262-nucleotide messenger RNA. It is a transcript of the gene c2cd5, whose product is annotated as C2 calcium dependent domain containing 5. Gene Ontology annotation, cellular component: plasma membrane. Gene Ontology annotation, molecular function: calcium ion binding; calcium-dependent phospholipid binding. Gene Ontology annotation, biological process: protein localization to plasma membrane; intracellular protein transmembrane transport; positive regulation of protein targeting to membrane. The transcript is spliced from 29 exons. The record is from RefSeq and is a predicted model, not a curated record. The coding region runs from base 326 to 3577 and encodes 1083 amino acids. NCBI's taxonomy places the organism in Eukaryota, Metazoa, Chordata, Actinopteri, Pleuronectiformes, Soleidae.